This is a messenger RNA of Struthio camelus australis, 1131 nucleotides long. RefSeq names its product cytoglobin-1. Gene Ontology annotation, biological process: oxygen transport. Gene Ontology annotation, molecular function: oxidoreductase activity; iron ion binding; heme binding. The record is from RefSeq and is a predicted model, not a curated record. Lineage: Eukaryota; Metazoa; Chordata; Aves; Struthioniformes; Struthionidae.
GUUCUUCCUCCUUUUGUGCUCUUUGUUGCCAACGUCUCCUGCACGAUGUCAUUCUCUGAAGCAGAAGUGCAAAGCGCUCGCGGCGCCUGGGAGAAGAUAUAUGUUGAUGCGGAAGACAACGGGACAGCUGUGCUGGUCAGGAUGUUUACAGAGCACCCAGACACCAAGUCCUACUUCACACACUUCAAAGGCAUGGACAGUGCCGAAGAGAUGAAACAGUCAGAUCAGGUCAGGGGGCACGGCAAAAAGGUUUUUACUGCCAUCAAUGACAUAGUGCAACAUUUGGACAACACCGAAGCUUUUCUUGGGAUAGUGAACCCCCUGGGCAAGAAACAUGCCACCCAGCUCAAGAUUGACCCCAAAAACUUUAAGAUUAUCUGUGACAUUAUCUUGCAACUGAUGGAGGAGAAAUUUGGUGGAGACUGCAAAGCUUCCUUUGAGAAGGUGACCAAUGAAAUCUGCGCUCACCUGAACAAUGCCUACAAAGAAGCUGGUUGGUGAGGAUGCAACACCUAGGCUUCUCAAACUUCUCACCAGCCCUGAUUUGCUGCUUUUGGUCCUCCAGCCACAGUUGGAAGAAAGAAAAAGUCAAAAAAAAAAAAAAAAAGAGUUGAGAGAAAGAGAGAGACUUAUAUAAUACAGAUAUUAAUGUCAAUAAUUGCCUUAGCAAACUGAGUUUCUACAAUUAAAUGAAAACCACAUACACAUACAUGAAAACCAACCAACUAAUCCUGACAUGCUUUGCAGCUGCAGUGUUCCAGGUGGGUUCUUCUGGCAACAGUCCUCGAAGACCACAUAGCUGAUUUUAAACUUGCUAAUCCUGAGUGAAAGACUUUCUCCUUACACCAGCCCAGAGAGGAACCAGCAGCUCUUUUAUCUCAGCUAUCACCUUUCCGCACUUGUGAAUGACAAGCAGGAGACCGUUUUGAAGCAUCUCUUGUGUCAGGGACUUUGAAGAGGUCAUGUUCUGAGAGACAUAAGAGCCAUUUCUUGUUUGAAGUUAAAAAUGGGGGCAGGGGGAGGUUCUCUGAGUAUAGGAAAGAAUAACUUCUGAGAACGUCACAGGGAAAGUCCUAUCUCGAGCAAGCCGGCAGAGCCCCCCCGCAACCUGGGACGAGGGUGUCUCAGAGA